GGGAGAUUUUUCUGAAGAACGUCUUCGCGAUGUUCCCCGCCAAGGUAGAGAAGAAAGCAUCCGGUGGACAUUGAUCUGUUGGGCUGACACUUUGUUCCGUAACUGAACUUCGCCCAUACUUUUGGUGAGCUGAGAUUCCAGCCAGAAUUCACGAUGGCGACAGUAAUACCUCCACCCAACAAGCGACAAAAGCGCGAGCAACUAGAACGUACUCAAGUCCAUCAAGAUGUCCAUGCCACGGCGCUCGAAGCUGGAUCAUUCCGAGUCCGAUUUAUCGACAACGAACAAAACCAAUUGGCUGAAGUUGUCGAAAUUCCGCUAGGCGAUGCAAGCGAAAAGAAUGUCAGCCUGUUACUCAACACACUCCUGGGCCGUGACCGCGAAGAUUUCACUCCUUACCGCUUCCGAAUCCACGUUCCCUCCUCGGACACGAUAAUAGACACGUACCCGACUCCCGCAGAGUUUAUGUCUAUCCUUCGAAAGCAUGGCGUCAACAAUCCGUUCGAAACCACCCUUACCCUUUCGGCAGAGCCCCAGGCGGUCUUCAAAGUCCAAGCAGUAACACGGAUGUCGCAUAAGAUACCCGGGCAUGGCGAAGCUAUACUUGCGGCGCAAUUUUCUCCGAGGUCGAGCAGUCGCCUUGCCACAGGGUCGGGUGAUAAUACGGCGAGAAUCUGGGACACGGAUACUGGAACCCCGAAGUAUACCCUAGCAGGUCACACUGGCUGGGUGCUGGCCGUAGCAUAUAGCGGAGAUGGCAAUAGACUGGCGACUGGCAGCAUGGACAAGACCGUGCGCAUGUGGGACGCAGAUACCGGCAAGGCGGUUGGUCGCCCAUUCACAGGUCACUCCAAGUGGGUAACAAGUAUAGCUUGGCAGCCCUUCCACCUCUGGGAAGAUGAGACACCAAGGCUGGCGAGCGCAAGCAAAGAUGGUACGGUCAGGAUAUGGAUCGUCAACACCGGACGGAUAGAGCACGUCUUAUCAGGACACAAGGGAAAUGUUUCUUGCGUGAAAUGGGGCGGAACGGGACUCAUAUACACCGGAAGUCAUGACAAAACCGUGAAAGUGUGGAAUGCAGUGGAUGGUACCCUGGCUCGAACCUUGUCCGCACACGCUCAUUGGAUCAACCAUCUUGCGCUCUCUACAGAUUUUGUUCUUAGAACGGCUUAUCAUGAUCACACGAGGAACGUGCCUCACACAAUCGAAGCUCAGCGGGCAAAGGCGAAAGAGCGAUUUGAGAAGGCUGCUACGAGGCAAGGUAAAGUUGUGGAACGUCUCGUCACUGCUAGUGAUGAUUUUACUAUGCAUCUAUGGGACCCAGAGCAGACAAAGCCUCUAGCGAGAAUGCUAGGGCAUCAGAAACAGGUCAACCAUGUCACAUUCAGUCCAGACGGCACUCUCAUCGCCAGUGCCUCAUGGGACAAUUCAACGAAGCUGUGGAGUUCUCGAGAUGGGAAGUUCAUUAAUACCCUUCGGGGUCAUGUUGGCCCUGUUUAUAUCUCAGCAUUUUCUGCGGACUCUCGAUUGUUGGUCACCGCAUCCAAGGACACAACCCUCAAAGUGUGGAGUAUGGCGACGUGCAAACUAGCGAAAGAUCUUCCUGGACAUGAUGACGAGGUAUACGCUGUAGACUGGAGCCCGGACGGUAAAAAGGUAGGCUCUGGCGGAAAGGACAAGGCUGUUCGUUUGUGGAUGAAUUGAGAUGGUUCGAGCGUAUUUCUGCGGUAGACCUCGCAGAUUUGUUUAGGGCACAUCUACUUCUCUAACUGGGUAAUUGGUCACGCUUUGAACUGGAGACUAUCGCCCCUGAGAUUCUGUUUGGUCUGCUCACGACGGAUUGGCUGGUUGCAUGGUAUGGGGUUGCAUUAUUAUGAUGCCAUGCAGCGUGAGAUUUCUUGGGAUACUAUGAACACUCAGAGAAGGUCGAAUGUCUGAAGACAUUACGGCAUGGCACUGUGGGAUACAAGUCCAAAAGGAAGAUAUGUUGUAACACGAAGGCAGCUCGUCAGAGUGUAGAUGGCUCUCAAGACAGGCAUCAGUGAUCGCGGGGAGAUAAUGCAUGCCCUAGACUCGAAGCUAUAGCAAUACACGAGAAUGCCAAUGGUGACGGAUAGAAGAAGUUGCCCAACAUUUCAGGCCUUGUCUCAAACCGUAAUAUGCCAAAUCACUCAUGCCCUUGUAUGCACACCAAUAAUACCC
This is a messenger RNA of Pseudomassariella vexata, 2202 nucleotides long. RefSeq names its product WD repeat-containing protein. Gene Ontology annotation, biological process: ribosomal large subunit assembly. Gene Ontology annotation, cellular component: nucleolus. The coding region runs from base 154 to 1704 and encodes 516 amino acids. Gene Ontology annotation, molecular function: protein binding. NCBI's taxonomy places the organism in Eukaryota, Fungi, Ascomycota, Sordariomycetes, Amphisphaeriales, Pseudomassariaceae. The record is from RefSeq and is a predicted model, not a curated record. The transcript has 3 exons.